AUGGAGCUCUGUGUCACCCAGAGAGUGCCGGCCAUGGAGCUCUGUGUCACCCAGAGAGUGCCGGCCAUGGAGCUCUGUGUCAGCCAGAGAGUGCCGGCCAUGGAGCUCUGUGUCACCCAGAGAGUGCCGGCCAUGGAGCUCUGUGUCACCCAGAGAGUGCCGGCCAUGGAGCUCUGUGUCAGCCAGCGAGUGCCGGCCAUGGAGCUCUGUGUCAGCCAGCGAGUGCCGGCCAUGGAGCUCUGUGUCAGCCAGCGAGUGGCGGCCAUGGAGCUCUGUGUCAGCCAGCGAGUGGCGGCCAUGGAGCUCUGUGUCAGCCAGCGAGUGGCGGCCAUGGAGCUCUGUGUCAGCCAGCGAGUGCCGGCCAUGGAGCUCUGUGUCAGCCAGCGAGUGCCGGCCAUGGAGCUCUGUGUCAGCCAGCGAGUGCCGGCCAUGGAGCUCUGUGUCAGCCAGCGAGUGCCGGCCAUGGAGCUCUGUGUCAGCCAGCGAGUGCCGGCCAUGGAGCUCUGUUUCACCCAGAGAGUGCCGGCCAUGGAGCUCUGUUUCACCCAGAGAGUGGCGGCCAUGGAGCUCUGUGUCGGCCAGCGAGUGGCGGCCAUGGAGCUCUGUGUCGGCCAGCGAGUGGCGGCCAUGGAGCUCUGUGUCGGCCAGCGAGUGGCGGCCAUGGAGCUCUGUGGCGGCCAUGGAGCUCUGUGGCGGCCAUGGAGCUCUGUGGCGGCCAUGGAGCUCUGUGGCGGCCAUGGAGCUCUGUGGCGGCCAUGGAGCUCUGUGCCGGCCAUGGAGCUCUGUGCCAGCCAGCGAGUGGCGGCCAUGGAGCUCUGUGCCAGCCAGCGAGUGGCGGCCAUGGAGCUCUGUGUCAAUUAG
Molecule: messenger RNA, 861 nt
Organism: Pelobates cultripes (western spadefoot toad)
Lineage: Eukaryota; Metazoa; Chordata; Amphibia; Anura; Pelobatidae
Source: the annotation of a GenBank genome assembly